GUUCAUCGUGCGGGUGAUGUGCUCGGUGCUGGGCUUAUUUGUGCGGCAAAGCGAUCCCCGGCUCCGCGACGUCAGCGUGAGGGUGUACAUCGCCAACCACGUGACGCAGUUCGAUCACAACGUCAUCAACCUUUUGACCUCGUGUAACCAGCCUGCGCUGAACGGUGCCCCCGGCUUUAUCUGCUGGUCCCGAGGGUUCAUGGAGCUGGGGGUGACGGGGAGCCGAGCGGAGCUGGUGGAUUCCCUCAAGGUGUACUCGUCCCAGCCAGGGAACCCGCCGCUGCUGCUCUUCCCGGAGGAGGCGGCCACCAACGGCCGGGCCGGGCUGCUGCGCUUCAGCUCUUGGCCGUUCUCAAUCUUGGACGUGGUUCAGCCAGUUGCCCUACAAGUUCAGAGGCCUUUGAUCACUGUGAGCGUGGCCGACUCCUCCUGGAUUACGGAGCUGCUCUGGACCUUCUUUGUUCCCUUCACAGUUUAUCAAGUAAGGUGGCUGCCGUCUGUCCCCAGACGGGCUGAGGAGCUGAGCGAGGAUUACGCGCUCCGAGUUCAGGAG
Messenger RNA from Apaloderma vittatum (bar-tailed trogon), 553 nucleotides. RefSeq names its product ancient ubiquitous protein 1 (gene AUP1). Gene Ontology annotation, cellular component: membrane. The transcript is spliced from 5 exons. The record is from RefSeq and is a predicted model, not a curated record. NCBI's taxonomy places the organism in Eukaryota, Metazoa, Chordata, Aves, Trogoniformes, Trogonidae. The annotation marks the transcript as partial.